UUGCCCGUUGGUUCCGGCCUGGUGCUAACGGCUGCCGUGCGCCAUCUUGGAGGAAGUUGUUUCCCGGGAGCCGGCGAUGUGUGACUCUCGGCUGGUGAGGCACUUUGUACCAGAAAAUUGUCAGUAAUGGUGGAUUCCAUGGGUCAAAAAUCCAACUGUACAUCAGCAGGACAGAGUGGCAAUGAAAGUAAUGUGGUUACCUCCUUGAAAGGAAAGAAAGCUGAAGAUGAUUUGAAAGGUGUAACUGAAGAAUGUCCAGCUGGAGUUUCUCUGCAGCUGUGGAAAAAAUUCCAAGAAUUGAAAGACCGAAGGAGUUCCAUAACUAACUCUGGUAUUAAAAAGAAGAGUAGACGGAAGCGAAAAGCUGAAGGUGCAGAAGACCUGACAGAAGUAGAAACAAAUUCUGAGAAAUCUUCCAUUAAAGUGAAGAAAUUCAAGCAAGAGCAGAAAAUAGAGAAUAAAAGUGAUGUGUUGAAUGCCCAAGAGUCACACUGGAGUGAACUAAAACAAUAUAUUGGAGCAAAUGAUAGAUUUGAGAUUCCUGCUUGUAGUGCACCUCCUUUAAAGACAAAUCUGGAGAAAAACCUUGACGAGGCCAUUGCUACAGGGGAUAUAGAAGAAGCAGAGAAGCUGAGUGACAGUCUAGCUGUUCGUGGGUUGGGUGUGAAAAUUGCCAAGGCCAUCAAAUGUCGUGAUUUUGCAAGAGUCAAACAAGAGACUGAAGCUUCUCAGCAGGCCCAAAAGAAGAAGCAACUUGCUUGGGGAUUUGAAGCAAAGAGGAGAUGGGAGACAAAAAGUAACAUGGGCUACAUGUGAUGUCAUGACACCAUAAGAAAAUGAAGUGGGCAUUGAAGUAUAUUAAAGCAGGUUCUCUGCCGAAUCACUUGACCUGUACUUGCACUCUAAAUCCAAUCUUGAGGAAGUCAUCUGGAAGCACUUUAUAAGAACACAACGGUGGCUGUGCCCUGCUGUUUUCGUAACUACGCAUUAACUAGUUGUGAAUGAUUUAGCCUUCAGUGUCUAAAAUUUGAACACAGUCAAGAAGAUUGGACGAAGAUUUUGAUGCAAGUGAAAGUUUUGAACAAGCCCUGGCAUACCUUUUGGUGGAACAAAUACACACAACAAAGUGGUCAUUUUUUUUCUAUCAUCCUACAAACUGAAACAGUGAGAUUGCUGUAUUUAUACCAGAAAGGCUGUAAAAUGAAGAUUUGCUGUCAUUUGGAAGCUCUGCCUUUGUAAGGUGAACUUUAUCUGUUCUUGCGCUGCCACGUCAUCAAAAUCCUGUCUGAAAAAUGAAAGGCAAAUAUACUCUGCUCAAACUUUCACCUUCUCAUGCCUCACCUCUCUAAGCUGUUUAAGUCACAUUCAGGUGACUCAAAGUGUCACUGUGCUGCAGUGUAACUGGCAGACAGACUGUGGAGGAUAUAUCUAUUAUUUAACUGUUCCAGCGUUAGCCAUCUGUUGAUAGAGUUCAUUAUUUCAGUACGAUCAAAAUUGAACGAAAUUCAUAAUCUCAGUCUUCUGUGGCAUCAUCAUUAUUUUGUUGAGCUGAUCUUAUUUUUGACAAUAUCCUAUCUGCUUGUAAAUUAGAAGCAAUAGAUUGGGUAUGUGCGUUGCUUCAUUUAAGUAUUUUACGAAAUCAAAUGUCUGAUAAAAUAAAUUGGUUAACAACUGAGAGAUUUUACUUGCCUAGAAUCUAGAUGUUUUCUGUUAAAAUUGAAACUAUUAAAUUCAUAUAAAUUUAUCGUUAAUCAAGGUGUGCGAUAUUGAUACAAAAUAAAAUGGAAUAUUUUUCACUUUUGGCAUUCGAUGUUGGCCAAAAAGAGAGCUCCUUCUAUUAUGUUACAGCAACAUUACCCAAUCCCCACUCUUACAACAGCAUAGCAACAAUCAGCAAUAAUUUCUGAAACAGUAAACCUUAAUCCCACUUUGUAAUUUAAGUCAAGAGUUUAUUACAGAUAGUGAAUGAAAUGCUACAAUGUCAGAGAUACCAUCUUUCAAAUGAGCUGUUAAAUGAAUUUGGUGUUCUGAUAAACAUAAACUAUCUCAUGAUACUGCCUAGGUAGGACAUAGAAUUCCACUUGUGUCCAGACAGUAUUUAUUCCUAAUAUCAUGAAAAACAGAUAAACGAGUGAUUUAUCUUGCUUUUUUGGGAUCUUGUUUGUUAUUUGGCUACUGCAUUUUCAAAAACUGAAGAAAUAAUAAAUUAGAUGUGAAUUGGUUUUGUGUGGAUGAAAGGUGCUGUAUAAAUGCAAACACUUUAUAAAUGUUCUGAUUGAC
Molecule: messenger RNA, 2280 nt
Organism: Chiloscyllium plagiosum (whitespotted bambooshark)
Lineage: Eukaryota; Metazoa; Chordata; Chondrichthyes; Orectolobiformes; Hemiscylliidae
Gene: fam204a
Product: family with sequence similarity 204 member A
Source: RefSeq, a predicted model, not a curated record